AUGAAGUUUGCAUUGCUAGCUGUCGUUGCCAGUACUGUCGCAGCCGGUGUGAAUGGUGAGUUACCAUGGAUGCCCGAGUUCUGUUUCAGAGAUCUGACGUUCGGUGCAGCACACGCGAUCCCACUUGAAAAUGACUAUGUUGACACCAUAGUCGCUGUCGAGAACCUGCGACGGUCUCUGCCCAACUCUCCUAAAGGAUACACUCCAACUUCUCAGAGUUGCCCUCACAAUGCGCCUGUGGUCCGAAGCGCCGCUUCCCUCUCGCCGAACGAGACCCAGUGGCUGCAGAAGCGGAGGAACAAUACGGUUGCCCCAAUGCGCAAUUUGUUGGGUCGAUUGAGCAUCCAAGGCUUUAAUGCGACGGAAUACAUUGAUCGUGUGGCCAACAAUGUCUCUGCUCUACCCAACAUCGGCAUCGCAGUGUCGGGAGGCGGCUGGCGAGCACUCAUGAAUGGUGCCGGUGCCCUGAAGGCGUUCGAUUCCCGUACCGUCGACAACACCGCCAAGGGCAAGCUUGGUGGUCUGCUCCAGUCUGCGACAUACCUGGCGGGCUUGAGUGGAGGGUCAUGGUUAGUUGGGUCACUUUUCAUGAACAACUUUACAACGGUCGGGGCUCUUCAGGCGGAAACGAGUGGUUCCGUCUGGGAAUUCGGCAACAGUGUUAUCGAGGGACCUAAAAAGAGCGGACUCCAAAUCUUCAACACGGCCGAAUACUAUGCCAACCUGGUCAGCGAUGUCGAAGGAAAGUCAGGAGCAGGGUUCGAUACAUCCCUGACUGAUCUGUGGGGUCGUGCCCUUUCGUACCAAUUGAUCAAUGCCACUGACGGCGGCCCGGCUUACACUUGGUCCUCUAUUGGCAUUUCGGCGCCCUUCAUAAGUGCCGACAGCCCAUAUCCUAUCAUCAUUGCCGACUCACGGGCACCUGGAGAAACGCUGAUCCCGGGCAACACGACCAUCUACGAGUUUAAUCCCUAUGAGAUGGGCUCCUGGGAUCCUACUUCCUUUGGCUUUGUGCCAAUGAAUCGUUUGGGGACCAACUGGACAGCAGGCCGAGUGCCAGCGAACGAAAAAUGCGUGGUAGGCUUCGACAAUGCCGGAUACCUUAUGGGAACUUCAUCGACGUUGUUUAACCAAUUCAUCCUUUAUCUCAAUGGAACUGGAAUCCCGGACUCUCUGCGGAAUCUCGUUGCAGACCUACUGACGGAUUUGGGUGACGACAACAACGACAUUGCGGAUUAUACACCCAACCCGUUCUUUCAUUACAACCCGCAGACCAAUCCUUCAGCCAAUUCGUCGCGGCUCACUCUCGUUGAUGGCGGUGAAGAUUUGCAAAACAUUCCCCUUCACCCACUUAUCCAACCCAACCGUCACGUCGACGUCAUCUUUGCAGUCGACUCAUCGGCCGACACCGAUUUCAACUGGCCCAAUGGAACGUCCAUGGUGGCUACCUACGAACGGUCACUGAGUGCCAUGGCCAAUGGCACAAACUUCCCAAGCGUUCCCGACGUGAACACCUUUGUCAAUUUGGGGCUCAACACGCGUCCAACUUUCUUUGGCUGCAACACGUCCAAUUUCACCGGCGGCACCAGCAUUCCGCCAUUGGUCGUCUAUAUUCCCAACUCGCCGUAUGUGACAUUCAGCAAUAUCUCGACUUUCCAGCUAUCAACCAACGAUUCGCAACGGGACGCCAUCAUACUGAACGGGCUGAAUGUUGCCACGAUGGGCAACGGCACGCGGGAUGCAACUUGGCCCACCUGCGUGGCUUGCGCGAUCUUGAGCCGCAGUCUGGAGCGCACCAACACCGAGGUACCUCAGGCGUGCACGAGCUGCUUCAACGACUUCUGCUGGGAUGGCUCGCUCAAUUCGACACAGCCGGUCAAUUACGAGCCUGAGCCGGUUCUCAAGGCGGUGAGCCUGCAAAGCGGAGGGCCCAAGCUCUUACCUAGGUGGGCUAUUGCUAUGGCAGCGGCGGCACUGGGCUACCACUCUCUGUAA
Fonsecaea multimorphosa CBS 102226 is the source of this 1995-nucleotide messenger RNA. RefSeq lists its product as uncharacterized. The record is from RefSeq and is a predicted model, not a curated record. Gene Ontology annotation, cellular component: intracellular membrane-bounded organelle; cytosol. Lineage: Eukaryota; Fungi; Ascomycota; Eurotiomycetes; Chaetothyriales; Herpotrichiellaceae. Gene Ontology annotation, molecular function: A2-type glycerophospholipase activity. Gene Ontology annotation, biological process: glycerophospholipid catabolic process. The coding region runs from base 1 to 1995 and encodes 664 amino acids. The transcript has a single exon.